Dama dama (fallow deer) is the source of this 2453-nucleotide messenger RNA. RefSeq names its product YKT6 v-SNARE homolog (gene YKT6). The record is from RefSeq and is a predicted model, not a curated record. Gene Ontology annotation, biological process: endoplasmic reticulum to Golgi vesicle-mediated transport. Lineage: Eukaryota; Metazoa; Chordata; Mammalia; Artiodactyla; Cervidae. Gene Ontology annotation, cellular component: Golgi apparatus. Gene Ontology annotation, molecular function: SNAP receptor activity. The transcript has 7 exons. The coding region runs from base 118 to 714 and encodes 198 amino acids.
AGGAAGCCGGUGGCCGACCCGUCAGCAGCCGGCGGCGGCCUCGAGGGGCGGCGCUGCGCUGCUCCCUGCGAACCGGUGCCGCGGCCAGGCGGGUGGCCAGCCCAAGGGCGCGGCGCCAUGAAGCUGUACAGCCUAAGCGUCCUGUAUAAAGGCGAGUCCAAGACGGUGCUGCUCAAGGCCGCAUACGAUGUGUCCUCCUUCAGCUUUUUUCAGAGAGCCAGCGUUCAGGAGUUCAUGACCUUCACAAGUCAGCUGAUUGUGGAGCGCUCAGGAAAAGGCAGCCGAGCUUCUGUGAAAGAACAAGAAUAUCUGUGCCAUGUCUACGUGAGAAAUGACAGUCUUGCGGGAGUGGUCAUUGCUGACAGUGAAUACCCAUCCCGGGUGGCUUUUACCUUGCUAGAGAAGGUACUAGACGAAUUCUCCAAGCAGGUCGACAGGAUAAACUGGCCAACUGGAUCCCCUGAUACCAUCCAGUACACAGGCCUGGACAGUCACCUCAGUAGAUACCAGAACCCCCGAGAAGCUGACCCCAUGACUAAAGUGCAGGCUGAACUGGAUGAGACCAAGAUCAUCCUGCACAACACCAUGGAGUCUUUAUUAGAACGAGGUGAGAAGCUCGAUGACCUGGUAUCCAAAUCCGAAGUGCUGGGAAUACAGUCUAAAGCCUUCUAUAAAACGGCCCGAAAACAAAACUCGUGCUGUGCAAUCAUGUGAUGGCCGCCAGCAGAAGCCCCUGCGCUGGAACGUCACCAUCAUUCACACCGGAACCACGGCCCCCCAGGAAGCAGAGCCACUUCGCAACAACCCAAGUGGGACAGAUUCAACUUCGGCUUUAGAGCUCCUGGGAGAAACCGAAGGGUGGAUGGGGACCUGGGGGUGGGGAACGUUCAAAUUCACAUGCCUAGUUAUUUUUGAAAAGAUACUGAGGCCCCUAAAUGUGUAUUUGGGGGCCAAAUGGAACCAUAAAGCUCAGUGACUUUGUAGAUGCUGCAGGGCUCGUUUCUAAUCCCCUGGGAAGGAUGUGGGCCCCCGACUUGUGCAAGGCCCAUGGGGGGUUCAGAGCCAGCUGUUUGUGGAUCUUCACAUGUUUGGGUUUUGUCUGUAUACUAACUAUUAACACUACAGGGAGCAGGGUGCCCUGACUCCAGGACUGGGGAGGGACAGCCACUGUGGGGCUGCAAUGGGCGUGGGGGCGGGGUGGGGGGCUCAGGCCAGUGCUUCCAUGUUGGGAGGAGACAGCUACUGGACUUACAAAUUCUGAGACCUGGUUUGCAUUCCUGCUGAGGUUGACUUUGACUUUCUGCGAUACCCAUCCAGCAAGCAAGUUCCAUCAAGAGCCCUAGAAGUUGGGGAGGAGGCGCUUGCCCCGACUUGCCAAUUGACUUUGAGCAUCUGGAUCAGAGCACAUGUGCUGCGGUCUUGUGAAUGGUUGUCACUUGCCUCUCUGGUGACAAGAAAGACUGUUCUGACAAUCACCUGGGACUUACGUCUUAGCAAGUGACCUUCACUGUGGCCACCAUUACAGGCACCAAGAGAAGAUGCCAGCCAGCCUGGGGGUCCCAGCAUCCACUUGUGGGCUGAGCUGUCCACAUUCCAGCCCAACCCCCGGCAGACACACUGCUGAGCACCACUACCCCGCCCCCGCCCCCAGCAGCAUGAGGCCUAUGGCUCCGAGGCCCAGCCCUCAAAACAGGUGCAGGGGGCAACCCACGCAGUAGCCCAGGAGGUCCCAGGCUCUUGUCAGCCUUGCUGGUCCCUCGGGCCACACUGCCAUGUUGUAAACCGCCUCCUAGUGCCCUGCUGCGCUUCCUGAGGACACAGGCUCAAGACGCACCCUUGAGACUUAGUCUCCUUGGAUGCCCGUCUUGGAGUGGCAUCAACCAGUGUGGUCUCAUCCUCAGCUGUGCUUCCCUGAGCCCUCUGUUCUUGCCCUGUCGAGGAGGUCCACUGCCCCGACAGGAAGUGCCUGUGGCCCUGAAUGCCCUGGCAUGGGCCAGAAGUGGGAUCUGCGUGGCCUCUGAGGACCCACCCUAAGACACUUACCUGUCAGCUGCUCAUUUUCUCUGGGCACUGUGCCGCCAGAGAACUUGGUCUAAAAGUAGCUUACCCAACGUGAGUUCUGCCAUGUUUACCCUUGAAAGGUGCAGACCUGGCCUGCUCACUGGUCUCUGAAGUGGCCAUGACCACCUCUUAGGGAUGAUUGAGAGUUGUCUGACUCCCACUUUGGAAGGUACUGGGGUUGGGGGGGUGGGGGGUGGUCAAGAUUGGGAAGAGGGUGGCAAGGGUGGGUAGGGCUGGCCGAGACCUCUGCAUCCACCCUUCUCCCAGCUCCUCUUGUCUUCUAAUGUUAAAUCAUUUGGCAAAGUGUAUUUUAAUAACUGCUGCCUAACUUUUCUUUGUGUUCUGUUUGGAAGGUUCCUGUCUGGAUAAAGUUGUCUUUUGAAAUUCCAAAA